AUGGGUGUCGAGAGAAAGAUCAUCACUCGUGGCAACGGGUCCGAUUCGCCUGCCUCGGGCGACAAGGUCUCGAUCCACUACACCGGAUGGCUGUACGAUGCCAAGAAGGCCAACAAGGGAUUCCAGGGCAAGCAGUUUGAUAGCUCUCGCUCACCGGGUCGGGGCCCCUUGAAUGUUCAGAUCGGUGUUGGACAGGUCAUCAAGGGUUGGGAUGAGGGUGUCCAGCAGAUGACGCUGGGUGAAAAGUCAAUUCUGACCAUCACGCCUGACUACGGAUACGGUGACAAGGCGGCUGGCAAGAUCCCCGCGGGCUCUACUUUGAUCUUCGAGGUUGAGCUUCUGAAGAUCAACAAUAAGAGUGCUUAG
Messenger RNA from Penicillium diatomitis, 366 nucleotides. RefSeq names its product FKBP-type peptidyl-prolyl cis-trans isomerase. The coding region runs from base 1 to 366 and encodes 121 amino acids. The record is from RefSeq and is a predicted model, not a curated record. Gene Ontology annotation, molecular function: peptidyl-prolyl cis-trans isomerase activity. The transcript has 6 exons. NCBI's taxonomy places the organism in Eukaryota, Fungi, Ascomycota, Eurotiomycetes, Eurotiales, Aspergillaceae.